This is a messenger RNA of Saccostrea echinata, 2406 nucleotides long. RefSeq names its product corticotropin-releasing factor receptor 1-like. Bases 97 to 1719 code for a protein of 540 amino acids. The transcript has 12 exons. Gene Ontology annotation, biological process: cell surface receptor signaling pathway; adenylate cyclase-modulating G protein-coupled receptor signaling pathway. The record is from RefSeq and is a predicted model, not a curated record. NCBI's taxonomy places the organism in Eukaryota, Metazoa, Mollusca, Bivalvia, Ostreida, Ostreidae. Gene Ontology annotation, cellular component: plasma membrane. Gene Ontology annotation, molecular function: peptide hormone binding; G protein-coupled peptide receptor activity.
GUAUAUCUGUAAUUGAUAUGUUAUUCACUGUUGAUCGUCGACCUUAUUGUUUUACCAGUACGGAAAUAAGCAGAACUGUUAACCGUUGGAUAGGGUAUGUCACAAAAUCCUAUAAAAAUGCAAAACCUCGCGAGACCUUCCAUCAUUUGCAUAUUUUUAAUUAUCAGCACUCCAGUAAUUAUUGAUGAUGUGAACUGUCAAGGAGUAAGACCUCGCCAGUUUCUUACAGAAUCCCCGAGAUUUUCACAGAAUCAGAAUAGUUCAGAGCUUCACCGUAACGCAAUCAAGACAGAUCAAAGUGCGGCAAUUAACGCUGAUAUCCCUCCGCUGCGGUUUCCUAAAUUUACACACACCCGUGCGUAUGACAGCGUGAACCCUGCCGAGAAUGACAGCAGGAUGUUUAACCUAACUGAGCAUCAAUUUCUGUGUUUUAAUGUGACCAGAGCUCCAAGAGAAGAUGGCAAAGUGUACUGCAAUGCAACCUCUGACCCCUUUUCGUGCUGGCCAUUGACACAAGGUGGACAUUUUGCAGUCAUUUCCUGUCCGGAGGUCCCAGGAGUGGACGCAACUAAAAAUGCCACAAAGUUCUGUUUUCCAAAUGGCACAUGGAUGGAAAAGGCGAAUUAUAACGCUUGUCUCACGCAAGGAAUAGCUGUGGAACGCGAUAAUGAAUUCCAGGGGGAAUUAGCUACAGAUUAUGUCUCCCGAAUCAUUUACAAUCUUGGAUUCACCAUCUCCACUGUCGCCCUUGCCAUUGCUUUGUUUAUUUUUACGUACUUUAGGAGUUUAAGAUGCCUGAGGAAUAUCAUCCAUUGUCAUCUUAUCGUCACUUUCAUCUUAAGGAACAUCAUCUGGAUCAUCAUGCAGCAUACGCUUCUUCCAAUUGUCAAUAAUCAAGAAACUUGGGCUUGCAAACUUGAGGUAGCUAUUUUCAACUAUGCUCAGAUGACUAAUUUCUUCUGGAUGCUGGUGGAGGGUCUGUACCUUCAUAUUAUAAUAGUGUGGACGUACUCUGCAGAUAAAAUCAAGAGAUGGUACUUCAUUGUUAUCGGUUGGGGUAUACCAAUGAUAAUUAUGGCGGUGUGGGUAACCCUUCGCAUUUAUUCAACUUCAACAGAAAAACACAAGAUCUCCGUGUUAUUAGAUUGCUGGUUACCCCGUUAUAAUUCUAACCACAGUGACGACUUGGAUUACAUAUAUGUCGGACCAACUCUGCUGGUGUUAGCUGUAAACAUGUUAUUUCUAGCAACAAUCAUUUGGGUUUUAGUUACAAAAUUAAGAGCAUCAAACAGCUUGGAAACGAGGCAACUAAGAAAAGCUGUAAAAGCCACUCUGCUGCUUCUUCCGUUGUUGGGAAUUACUUAUCUCUUAUUUAUAUGGCCGCCAACUGAUCACGAGGCAGUUGUAGAAGCCCACAAGUUCAUUAACACCUUUCUGCAAUCUUUUCAGGGCUUCUUUGUCGCUUUGUUUUAUUGUUUUUUGAAUGGAGAGGUAAAAUCAGUUUUAAAGAAGAAAUUCUCGGCAUUUCGAGAAAAUCGGACUUUGGCAACCAGGUAUACAAAAACUUCCAUCGGCUGGGCAAAUGAUAUUACCAUACACAAAGACCACAUGCAACUUGCAAAUGGAAAGCGAAAUAUGUCUGCCAAUUCGCUCGACGGCAGGAUGGUAUCUAAUAACAACAGUUGUGAUGGAGAUAUCGAGUCAGAAAGGAUGUUAUAACGUCAUAUUUUCUCAGUCGGACGUAACAUGCAAAAUUUUGAAAUUCCAUUCGAUCGGUGAUCUUUCUGCUUGGUGUUAUAAAAUUAAUUUUAGAUGCUUUUGCGUGUGGUUUGAUGUAUAAAAAUUUAAAUGCCUAUAUCCUGAUAUCAUUGAGCCCGCGAGAACAUCGAAUGGAGCAAUGCUAAGAAGAAUUUUACGUUUGUUAGAAUAUGAUCUUUGCCCUAUUUUGUGCGAAGCAAAGAUGGACGUAUAGUGUAAAUGAUUUUUCCCGUUGAUACAUUACACUAUUUUUUUUUAAUUUGACAGAUAAUAUAUUGAAUAUUUAAGCUGUUGUAAGAUUAAUUUUGGACAUAAAUGUAUAUUGACACUAUAAUUUAUAUUAUGAUCUUUUAAUACUCGUUUUACGUGCUUUAUGAACAAUUAUUUCAUAUUAAUAUUAAAAAGUUUGUUUUUAUCAUUGAGUUAAUUGAGGUAAACAUUUUGUAUGAGGGUAUCCAUUAUGUCAUGUUUGUUUAACAGGAAUAUUAAUAAAUAUUUCAACAUGAUAUGCCAACAACGGAAUAUGUUCAAAGGAAAAAGAUGGUACAUGUGUACCCUUUUGGUAAUAUUUAUUAUAGUAAGUUAAGGUUUUCACUAUACAUGUACAUGGGUUUUUGUAAAGUAGCUGGUUGAAAUAAUUCUACUUGU